AUGGUGCUUAUUGUCAGUCAUUUCGUCUUUUAAACAAAUUGUUAAGCGAUAUGCUGUAGCUGAGCUAUAAUCUACAAAGAUGAGGCGUGGAUGGAGUUAUAGCAAAAGAUUACUGUAAAAUCCUUAACAUAUACGUUCUUUUUCUUUGGAAUUUUAAAUGGUCAGCUAAUUUUUAAUAGACAAUGACAAACAUUUGAGUCCAGAAAAUGAAGUGUGCAUGGAUCCUGCUGCUGGGUCAGAUAUUUGUGGGGGCUUGGAGUUUAUCCAGAGAGGGAAAAGGGCCCAACUUUGUUCUCAUGAUGGUGGAUGACCUGGGAAUUGGAGACUUAGGAUGCUAUGGGAACACAACUCUAAAGACACCUAACAUUGACCGGUUGGCCCAGGAGGGGGUGAAGCUGACCCAGCACAUCGCCGCUGCACCCCUGUGUACCCCGAGCAGAGCAGCCUUCCUUACCGGGCGCUAUGCUAUCAGAUCAGGCAUGGCCAGCCAUGGUACUGUGGGCGUGUACAUCGUGUCGGCUGCAUCCGGGGGUCUCCCGACGCAGGAAGUUACAUUCGCUCAACUUGCGAACCAGCAAGGCUAUGCCACAUCCCUCAUAGGCAAGUGGCACCUGGGCCUGAACUGUGAACGAAGCGAUGACUUCUGCCACCAUCCCAACCACCAUGGCUUUGACCACUUCUACGGCAUCACCGUCACCAACCUGCGGGACUGCCAGCCCGGCCACGGCUCCGUCCUGUACCAGGUCUCCCAGCACAUCCCCUAUGGUAGCAUUGCAGUCGCCGCGGCGACCGCAGCCAUCCUGCAUGCCCUGGGGGUCAUUUCGGUGACUCGGAAGAUGCUGCUGUACUUGCCCCUGCUUGCAGCUGUGUCCCUGGCUCUCUUUGCUGUUGUUGUUUUCAUGUUCCCGUAUGUAAACUGCUUCCUAAUGAGGAACCAGGAGAUUGUGGAGCAGCCCUUUUUAUCUGAAAACCUAACCCAAAGGAUGACUCGCGAAGCCGUACAGUUUUUGCAGAGGAACUCGGAGAGACCAUUCCUGCUGUUCUUCUCCUUCGUCCAAGUGCACACGGCACUCUUUGCAUCUGCAGACUUCCGGGGCAGGAGCCGACAUGGUCUCUAUGGCGACGCGGUGGAGGAAGUGGACUGGAGUGUGGGAAAGCUGAUGGAGACCUUGGACUCUCUGGGCCUCAGUGAGAACACUGUGGUCUACCUAACCUCUGAUCACGGAGCACACCUGGAGGAGAUCUCCAUCAAAGGGGAAGUGCACAGGGGCUGGAACGGCAUCUACAGAGCAGGGAAAUCCACCAACUGGGAGGGAGGGAUUAGGGUUCCAGGAAUCCUUCGAUGGAGUGGUGUGUUACCUGGUAACAAGAGCAUCGAUGAACCCACUAGCAAUAUGGACAUAUUCCCUACUGUUGCAAAGUUGUCAGGAGCAGUAAUACCUGAAGACAGGGAGAUUGACGGGCAUGACCUCAUGCCCCUCCUGCUGGGAGAAGUUGAGCGUUCUGAGCACGAGUUUCUCUUCCACUACUGCAACGCCUAUCUGAACGCUGUGAGGUGGCGACCUCCAAACAGUACUUCCAUAUGGAAGGCCUUUUUCUUCACUCCGGAUUUUUCCCCGGAAAAUUCAACGACCUGUUUCCGAACGCACGUGUGUUUUUGCACGGAGGAGUACGUGACGUACCACGACCCUCCCUUGCUGUUCGACCUGUCGAGAGACCCGUCGGAGGCCACGCCCGUGACUGCGCGGGAUGAGCCGGACUUCCACGCCAUCCUGGAUGCCAUGCGUGAGGCGGCGAGCCGCCACGCCCGCUCGCUGAGACCCGUGCCCGACCAGAUGUCCCUGGGGAACAUGCUGUGGAAGCCCUGGCUGCAGCCGUGCUGUUCCACCCUAUCCCAGCUCUGCGCGUGCAACAGGGACGACUCCAACGGCUAGCCUGCCCCCACCUGCUCCAGAGCCACAGCCCUGCUUCAGCCAAAGGGGCUAAUGCCAUGCUGCAGCAUCUCUCUUUGUAUAGCUGCACUUCGCACGCUGAUGAUAGACAUGUUGGGCCUCGUUCACGAAACAUGUCUGCGAUCACAUUUCAUCGUAAACUCUGCGUAAAAUGGGUUUUUAAUUUUUAAUUAUUUUUAUUUAUUUAUUUUAUUUUUUUGCAUAGGUUUACAAAUUAGUAGUUGCCUACUUUGGUCAGCUGGAUGGAAUAAGAGUAGUUUGGUAAAGCUCUGGCUAUUAAAUGAGUGAAUAAAAUCAAAUGCUUUUUUGUGAAAUAGGCUAAUUUACAAAACAGUCUCACAGUUCUGUGGCAUUCUGUGUCCAUGUGUAAAUUCAGCUUUUUCUCCAAGAUUCCAUGAUUCGGUCUGUGAUUUCCACAAAACUCAGUCCCAACUUGUGAAAGUUUGUAGUGCUGGAUUAGUAUGAUUGACAGCUAUGGGUGUGCAACAUGUACUUAGGAGGACCUCCCUAGGGUUAUUUGAUUGAUGGGCAUCCAGCCUUUGGAUUUUUGCAUUAUUCCACUUUCAUAUGCAAGCUAAAUGCCUGUGCUGGGAAUGUGCUAUUAAGGCAAUUCAUUGAAACGUCAGUAAUAAAGUGUCAAAUGCAUGUAGUGGCUUACAUUUUGUUUGUUCUGUAUUAACUCAGGAGUCAUUUUCAAGUGCAAAAUUCCUAAAUGUAUAUUUUUAUUAGAUUAGAGACCAGUGCACCAAAAGAAAUAAUAUAAUGUACUUUUUGCAACUUUUUACUUUUUAAUUUUUUAAUUGGCUUAAAACAAAAAUGCAGCUUUAAAGAAAUUACCUCUGCUCUGGGGACCUCCAGUAGGCUUGAUGAGGAUAGUGUGUGUCUGUGUGAGAAAGUAGGGUGGCCUUAUUAGCAUUUUAAUUGUAAGGUGGGAUCGCCAUUCCAGUUCCUGCGGCAAUGGGGGCCAUUGAUAAACUGCAUUAACAGGUUUGGGGGUGCCAUCUCAGGACCCCUGAAACUGCACUGAGAAACCUGCGGACGUCUCGGCGAAUCGGACUCGCUGUGUCUGAAGAUCUGGCUGCCCCUCGCUUUUUUGUCAGAAGUGUCAGCUUGGCCUUGGUGACGUUAUUUGAUUACUGGAGACAGCAAAGGGGCCACCCAGAUCCCUGGCAGGUUGACUAAGUUAGUCAUUAACAGCUUGGCAGCAGCCAUUUUGGCUCAGGCCAAUCCUCGAGCCCCAGAGCAUCUGCAUUCAGGCACUUGGCAGCCAGUUUGACCGGCCCUGUGUAAGGGGCCGUUCAAUAAGAGGUCCGUGAUAUUGGAAGAGGGCAGAUCCUCUCAGAAGAUUGCGCUUAACCUCUCAGCACUCUGUAAUGAAUCAAUUUCUGCAGUCAUGCCCCGUUGGCCAUAGCUCGCUCAGUCUUGUGGCAGCCGUCACCACCACAGCCGCCGCCAUUUCUGUCAUCCCCGCAGAGCUCUUCACGCUAGCUUGAAUGUGUCACACUUUUUCACUGGAUCCCAUUUCACUGGGCCAGCACCAGAUAAGUUGGGCUUUCUUAAUUUUUCCAAUUUGUCAUCAAAAGAGCUGAGAGUGCAAAAAUGAGGUUUUUUUUUUUUUAGUGUUUUAUUCUUUAACAUUUUUUGUAUGUUUUUCAAGGCUGGUUUUGAACUGGUUUCUCUGGAAGCUAGUUCCAGAAAUCUGUGCGGUCAUGGCCUGACAGUCUCAAUGUGCUGAUCGCCCUGUGGGUUCAGUUGUAGGUUUCAGCUGGGUUGAAUGGUCCCUGUGCUGUGUUUUAGAGAGCAAGACCAAUUGCUUAUUAUAAGCAACUUUGGCUGCUUUUUAGUGCUAAGUUGGGAAGAUGAAGAGUCACAGUUGGUAGAGUUUUAGGCUUUAAAAAAAAAAAAA
Messenger RNA from Anguilla anguilla (European eel), 3858 nucleotides. It is a transcript of the gene sts, whose product is annotated as steroid sulfatase (microsomal), isozyme S. The record is from RefSeq and is a predicted model, not a curated record. Bases 207 to 1934 code for a protein of 575 amino acids. NCBI's taxonomy places the organism in Eukaryota, Metazoa, Chordata, Actinopteri, Anguilliformes, Anguillidae. Gene Ontology annotation, molecular function: arylsulfatase activity. The transcript is spliced from 10 exons.